Messenger RNA from Anopheles arabiensis, 3030 nucleotides. RefSeq names its product dynein regulatory complex protein 11. Gene Ontology annotation, molecular function: ATP binding; ATP hydrolysis activity. The record is from RefSeq and is a predicted model, not a curated record. NCBI's taxonomy places the organism in Eukaryota, Metazoa, Arthropoda, Insecta, Diptera, Culicidae. The transcript has 2 exons. Bases 24 to 2906 code for a protein of 960 amino acids.
AACAGAGAAAACCUUCAGACAAAAUGGCACAGGCGAAGGCAGUUGCCAAGUUUUGGAUCACAACCACCGACCUGCUCGACCACGUGCUGAAGCACGAAAAACGAAUACAACUAGCGGAACCGACCAAGGACGGGCGGAUCGUGCAUCGCUUGGUGUCGGAUCUGUUCUGUCGUUAUGUUCAGCUGUGCCGCAGCCUGGAGCGCUGCUACGACCAAACGCUGCAAGCCCAGAAGCGAGCCGUCAUACAGCAACUGCUGGAGGCUGGGCAGGCGCGCAUGCUCGAGCUCAGGACGAAGUUGCAGGAAAUCGAGCUGAGCGAGUUCGUGUACGUGGACGGGGCGCUGCAGGAGCAGCAUCUGAUACCGGACGAUGUGCUGGCGGUACGUCCCUGCUACUUUCCCGCACGGCGACCCGACGAACUGCAAGCGCUGCUCGAUGCGCAAAAGCUGCCCGCGUUCAUCGAGCCGGGAAGUGAUGCGGAGGACGGGAGCUCCUCGGACGAAAGCGAACAACCGGAGGAAGAGCAGGUUCCCGUUGGAAAAGGCAUUAACCGGCCCGUCGUAAAGCGAGACCGUCGUAAGGAGCGACUGCAGGCCGCAUUGAACCUGAUCACGGCGCACGAACGGGCACGCCAGGCCCGGGUACGGCAAACGAACUUUCGGCUCCAUCCCGACCGCUACUAUCCGAAACCGAUCGACGAGGAGAUUGUGGAUGUGCCGUACGAGUUUUUCUACCGCCCCGGCCAGUUCAUGCUGUACCCGCUGAAGCGCACCGUCUACAACUGGGACUUUCGGAUGAAGAAGAAAGAUGUGGUCCACUUUGCGUACUACGCACCACCGGGCUGGGAGGAACAAACAGUUCGGGUAGCGUCCGUACGGUGGCCCGAUGCGAAGGAGCUGGCGCUGAAGCAGCAGGCCGAGGAAGAGGCUGCGGCGGAGCUGGCCCAGGUCGAAGCGGCGAAGCGUCUCGAAGAGGCAUUGGAACGCAUCAGGCUGAACCGGGCCGCAGCAAAGAUACAACGCUAUUGGCGCAAAUUUAAUGCACUAAAGGCGCAGAAAAAGCAUCGCUUUGAUAGAUCCAAAUUUUUGGGACUGUUUGAUGACUAUGAACCGAAGCUGGGGGAUGCGCUUGCCGUUGCGGAGGUGCGAGCGGCGCGCCGAGCCCGACAGCCCGAGUUCGAUCGUAGCUUUGUGGCGGCAAUCGCAGACGAAAAGGCACGCAUAUUGCGCAUCCGAGGUCCGGCCCUGCUCGAAGACAUUACCGACUUUGUGCGGGCUUGGUUUCGCGAGUGGUACGACGAGACGCUGGCGUUCGAUCUGAUCCCGGAACCGUUCCAGGGCGGCACGGUGUUGAUUGUGCGCGGCGAAACGCUUACGCCGCUGGAGUAUCUGGCGCUGGAGCGGCAGAAGCAGCUGGAUAAGCUGAAGACGCCCGAGCAGAAGAAAAAGGAAGCCGAUGCAAUGAAGGCGGCAAAGGAGCGCGAGCAGGAGAAGAAGCAGGAGGAGAAGGCACGGCUGAAGGAACUGGCGCGGGAGAAACGGGCCAGGGAAAGGAAGGAGGGCAAGACGUAUGAUUUUACUGAGCCGGAGUUUAUGACCAAUGCGUACCUAACGCUGGAGGAAACACUCGCACGAUACCGCAAAGAUUGGGCCUUUGUCAACGAGCUAGACAACCUGCAGGAUCUUCCCAUCAUGGAGUGGAUCACGUUGGACAAGUUUGCCGAGGUCCAUCAAGAACUGCACGCCGAAGUACACGAGCUGCUCAAAUCCGAACGGGAGCUCCUGCAGAUGGCGCUGUGCAAGGACGAGCGGAUGAAGUACAAACCACCGAAGCCGAAAAAGCCUCCCCGUGCGAAAGGUGCCAAGGGGAAGAAACGCAAAGAGCCGAUCGAUCCGACAGCUGAUCUGUCCGUUGAAUCCAUCCUUAAUGAGUUGGUCGAGCGAAACGUACUAAAAACGUGUCGCAAGCGAACGUUUGAAGAUUACAUCGGUGACUUCAAUUACGCCGCCUUCGAGAGGCGCAAUCGGCUGGAGCAGGAUCCACCGCCGGGCAUGGGAGAGGUGAGAACGAUACUUCAAUCCUACCUCUACGGGAUGGGACCACUCGCUGCACCGAAACCGAAGUCCCUCUGUCUGGUAGGACCACCGGGGUACGGGAAAACGUUACUCCUCGAAGCGAUCUGCAACGAAACGGGCUCCACCCUGUUCGACCUGAGCGUUGACACGUGUGGACCGGUCGAACCGAACAACAUGGCGUACUUUUUGCAGCUCGUACUACGCGCCGCCCGCCUGCUGCAACCGUCGGUGCUGGCGAUCGAGGGUGUUCAUCGUGCGUUCUACAAAAAAGUGCCCCAGCCGGAGCAACCGCUCGAUCCCGCCAAGCUCGGCAAGCAUCUAUUCAAGCUGAUCGUUAAGCAGCUCAAACCGGAAGAUAAGGUACUGCUCGUCGGCACCUGCGAUCAGCCGUGGGUGGCGAAGGUAGGACCGCUGAAGAAAUGUUUCGACAAGAUCCUGCUGCUACCCCGACCGGACUAUGGCUCCACCGUGCUGCUGUGGCAGUAUGCGCUGCGUCGCUUUCCAACCGUACCGCGCGAUUUGGACCUUUCCGCCCUGGCCAAGGUCACUACCGGCUACUCGGCAGGGCAGAUAUUGGAGUGCGCGCGGCAGGUGCUUAACAUCCGACGGCGCAUGCAGUUCGGCCGCAAGCCCUUGCAGGUGGACGAGCUGUUGGACCACUUUCUUGCUGGGACCACUCCGCAGUACCCGAUCGCCGACAAGGAGUAUGAGAAGUUUGUCAAAUGGCACCGCAAGGUGGACAAGCUAGCGAAACAGCGGGCAAAGGUGAUGCGCGAGCGGCAACUGCUCGCCGAACAGAUGGCUGCGAAGGCCGCCGGAGCAAAGAAAUGAGGAACACGCUUUAAUAAUUUUCGUAAAAAAAAAACCGUUCACCCGUCCGUCGUGUGAUUGUUUAUUACUAAAUGCAGAGACAAAAAUUAUCCAAUAAACACAGAGAACGCAAUAGUGGAGAGCA